Molecule: messenger RNA, 810 nt
Organism: Penicillium subrubescens
Lineage: Eukaryota; Fungi; Ascomycota; Eurotiomycetes; Eurotiales; Aspergillaceae
Product: LysM peptidoglycan-binding domain-containing protein
Exons: 1
Coding region: 1-810 (269 amino acids)
Source: RefSeq, a predicted model, not a curated record
AUGCAGUCCUCUCCUUUCUCCGUCUACAACACCGGAUUGGAUCUCUCCUACAAAGAAACGUUGGAAUUCAUUUACGCCACAUGUCCUGGCAAGUCUGGCCCCACCGAAAUCCAUGCGCCAGUGAUCACCCUGCCCGAAGACCCGGUGUCCUGCUUCACAGAGGCAAUUUACACGACCAAGAACGGUGAUACCUGUGACUCGAUUGCGCAGACGCACUCCGUUGCAUCGGCUGCGUUACGAGAGUUUAACUCUAAGCUGCAUCAUAAUUGCACCGAGAUCACCGUCGGGAUCGAUCUGUGUCUGCCUCUGACAUGUGAUACUCCCUACAUCCUCCAGAAUGGGGAUACCUGCGAAUCCAUUGAAUUUGUACAGGACCUUGACAUUGGGACGGUUAGAAGAUACAAUCCCUGGAUCAACUUCUGGUGCGACAAUCUCCAGACCACCAUAUGGACUAACGGGCGCACUAUCUGUCUCACCCCUCAGGUUGGGUACUACAAUAUCACCGACCCCAUCCCGGGCGAGCUCAUUGCUCCUGGUGAAAGUACUGGGUACACAGGUACUGCGAUACCGCCACCCUCGAACGCCACGGUUGCCAAUGGCACCACGCUCUACUGUGGUCGUUGGUACGAGGUCAGUAGUGCAGACGAUACGUGUGUAAGUAUAUGUACGUCUCACGGCAUCACGAUUGGACUGUUCCGAGCAUUGCCGGAGCUGGCUCCGCAGGUUGUACCGGGUUGUUGCGAGUUGGACUCGCCUAUUGCGUGGGACCUCUUUACAUGUGGGACUCGAGCAGCCCCGAUGAUGAACUAG